Molecule: messenger RNA, 684 nt
Organism: Candidula unifasciata
Lineage: Eukaryota; Metazoa; Mollusca; Gastropoda; Stylommatophora; Geomitridae
Source: the annotation of a GenBank genome assembly
AUGCUAAACCCCCUUGGACUCAAAGAGUUAAAGUAUUUCUCUGUAGAUCAGUUGUUACAUAACACUUACAGUAUUUCCCUGUUUGAUCAGCUGUUAUAUAACAGUUACCGUAUUUCUCUGUUUGAUCAGCUGUUACAUAACACUUACACUAUUUCCCUAUUAGAUCAGCAUUUACAUAACACUUAUUAUAUCUCCCUUCAUGCCAGUUCCUUAAAGUCACCACUCCAUGGUCUGUGGGAACCAAAUGAUUUAAAAUUUGAACCAGACAUUCCUGAGUUUAAAGAGCUACACAUCCGUAUGAAAGGUUAUGACUAUCCUAUACUGGAAUCAUACGCUAAAUAUGUUCACAGAGUGGUGAAGGUCAUGUUUAACCUGGAUUCUGAUGCUUGGCCAUCACCAGCAAAAUCCGUGCAGAUCCGAACUUUUCUCCCAGGCUCCACAUCUGUUAACCAGAAGUAUGAGCUCAGUGAAUAUGUCAGAACUGUUGCAGCAGAGAAUGUCCCAACAACAACAGUUCCCAUACUUCUGCAAUUUAUUCAGAAGAAUUGCCCACAAGGGAUUCAAGUUGCCUUAAAAGAGCCUGACCCUGAAGAUGAUGAGUUCCGAUAUGUUCCAGAUUAUGAAAUUCUGGAACUACAAGCUCAGAAGGAAGCUAUAGCAUCUGGAAAAAUAAUUAAGAAAUGA